AUGAGUUCUUCGCAGUUGGUGGACCAGCCAGACCAGAAUGCUGCGAAAAACACAGAAGCCCGCCUACCAGCGGCUCCCUACACCACAUUUGAGUGUCUCGGCGCACCAUCUGGUCUCACGCUGACCCGCCAGGAGAUCAAUCGCCUCAUUCUCGAGUACCUGGUCGUAGAGGGCUACAAGGACGCUGCGGAGAAGUUCAGCAAAGAAAUCGGUAUUUCGCAACCCCUCUCCGAAAUCCAUUCGACUGGCGCAAGUCUGGCCGAAAGAAUGGCGAUCCGCGAGGCCGUUCUCAGUCGCCGCAUUGAGGAGACAAUUGCUAGGGUGAAUGAACUGUGGCCUGAGUUGUUUGAGAAAAACCCCUACAUAUACUUUCAGCUUCGACAACUUCAAAUGCUGGAAUUGAUCAGAGGACGUCGUCUGGAAGAGGCCUUGACCUUCGCGCAGUCCUACUUGGCCGGUCCGCUGAGUCACCGUCUGUCGGAGUACCCACAGAUCCUGCGCGAGAUGGAGAACACGAUGGCUCUGCUGGCGUUCGAGGAGCCCGGAGAGAGCAUCUACGGUUCUCUGUUGGGCGCACGCCACGCCGAGCUGAUCGCCGGCGCCCUCAACCGGGCCAUCCUCUGGCACAUCGAGAACAGCGCCGGCGAAACCGACGCGACCCUGCUCGAGGGCUCCGCUGGCGGGAACCUGAGCAUGCUGGGUCUGCCCAAAGCGGCGGGCUCCGCGUCGUCUUCAACGGUCCCGCGCCUCACCAAACUCAUGGCCAUGCUUCUGCACUUUCGAGACAUCGCGGACUUGGAGCUGCCGCCGGAACUUGCCAAGUUAUAA
Messenger RNA from Mesocestoides corti, 828 nucleotides. The record is from the annotation of a GenBank genome assembly. NCBI's taxonomy places the organism in Eukaryota, Metazoa, Platyhelminthes, Cestoda, Cyclophyllidea, Mesocestoididae.